Piliocolobus tephrosceles (Ugandan red Colobus) is the source of this 1793-nucleotide messenger RNA. RefSeq names its product short chain dehydrogenase/reductase family 9C member 7 (gene SDR9C7). Bases 148 to 1089 code for a protein of 313 amino acids. Gene Ontology annotation, molecular function: oxidoreductase activity. The transcript is spliced from 4 exons. Gene Ontology annotation, biological process: steroid metabolic process. The record is from RefSeq and is a predicted model, not a curated record. Gene Ontology annotation, cellular component: intracellular membrane-bounded organelle. Lineage: Eukaryota; Metazoa; Chordata; Mammalia; Primates; Cercopithecidae.
CCUAGAUUUGUUGCAAGCUGUGGGAGGGAGGAGAGUUCUUCUUCCAGGUGAUUUCCUUCAGACUGCCUGCUGGGGCUCAGAGGACCAGCUUCUUCCCUGUUGUCUCCUGAGCCCACUCCCUCUUGGCCAUCACAUUCCCCCUGCCCUAUGGCGGCCCUCACAGACCUCUCAUUUAUGUACCGCUGGUUCAAGAACUGCAAUCUGGUUGGCAACCUCUCGGAGAAGUACGUCUUCAUCACAGGCUGUGACUCCGGCUUCGGGAACCUGCUGGCCAAACAGCUAGUUGAUCGGGGCAUGCGGGUGCUGGCUGCUUGCUUCACUGAGGAGGGAGCCCAGAAACUUCAGCAGGAUACCUCCUAUCGGCUGCAGACCACCCUACUGGAUGUCACCAAGAGUGAAAGCAUCAAGGCGGCGGCCCAGUGGUUGAGGGACCAAGUGGGCGAGCAAGGCCUCUGGGCCCUGGUGAACAAUGCUGGUGUGGGCCUGCCCAGUGGUCCCAAUGAAUGGCUGACCAAGGAGGAUUUUGUGAAGGUGAUUAAUGUGAACCUGGUGGGACUGAUCGAAGUGACCCUUCACAUGCUGCCCAUGGUCAAGAGAGCCCGGGGCAGGGUUAUCAACAUGUCCAGCUGUGGUGGUCUUUUGGCCGUCAUUGGUGGUGGCUACUGCGUCUCCAAGUUUGGCGUUGAGGCCUUCUCUGACAGCAUCAGGCGUGAGCUCCACUACUUUGGGGUAAAGGUCUGCAUCAUUGAGCCAGGGAACUAUCGGACAGCCAUUCUGGGCAAGGAGAGCCUGGAGUCACGCAUGCGAAAGCUUUGGGAGAGGCUGCCUCAGGAGACCCGGGACAGCUAUGGAGAGGAGUAUUUCCGUAACUAUACUGACAAGUUAAAAAACAUAAUGCAGGUGGCAGAGCCCAGAGUCAGAGAUGUCAUCAACAGCAUGGAGCAUGCUAUUGUUUCCCGGAGCCCGCGCAUCCGCUACAACCCUGGCCUGGAUGCCAAACUCCUCUACAUCCCCCUGGCUAAGUUGCCCACCCCUGUAACAGAUUUCAUCCUGAGCCGGUACCUUCCAAGGCCAGCGGACAGUGUCUAAACUGGGGAGGCUCAAUGGGUCAGUGGAGCCUAGAAGUGGGGGUGGAAGGAAGGACUGUGGGGUCACAAAAGGUGGUAUCAGAUAUCCUGGGGGCACUGGCCGCAAAGGACACUUGGCUCAGCUGACACCCACUGCAGUCGAAUUUACCAGUAACUUCUAACAGAAGACGAAUGCCUCUUCCCACCCUCUGGGACCACACAGAAACCUGAGGUGGUAUUUGCAAGUUCAGCGAUCUGCAGCAAUGGCUCCAAGGACAUCUGUCACCCAGUCAGGAUAUGGCUUUUUCUGGUCCUGGAAAAGUCAUGGAGAAGAAAACCAGCUCCUCAGGAAUCAUGAGCCCCUUUCAGUUAUCACUGCCACUGAGAAAUGCUGUGGGAUAAUCUUGCCUCCAGGAGAAUCUAACCACCUUCCUACUGGGUGCCUCAAUAUGCAUGACUUCAUUCACAUAAUCCAUCACUGAAGUACGUAGCAGGGCAGAUAGGGAGUGCAAGAUUACAUCAGACAAAAGUUUAAAAUAUUUUCUCUCUUUUUAGAUUCUUCUAUCUAUAGGUGAUUGGGAUCCACAUGAAAUAACAUUCAUUUAUUUCAUCACCUUUGAGUAAUUUUUCAAAUAUUUAUUGAGCACCUACUACCUACAAGGCACUUUGUAGGUGCUGGGGGAAUAUAAAGAUGAUUAAACCAUGGUCUUGGUUAUUUAUUGUUUA